AUGGCGGACCCGCGCUCGAUAUCCGCCGUCGAGAUAUCCGGCCUGACUAUAGAGGAGGUAACAAAAAUCAUCGAGCGGGUAUUCACUGCUGGAUUAGAUUCGCCAGCCCCGGAACCUAGACACACUACCGUCAACCACACCGCACUUUUUGCGGCAGCAGAGAAAGGCGACUUAGAAACUGUUAAGGUCCUUGUCCGCUAUGGCGCAAAUAUGGACGCUCUUUGCGGCAGUGCGCCGCAUUUUGACACGCCGAUGACGGUAGCGAAGAAGCGACACCAGUCAGAUGUCCUUGUGUUCUUGCUUGAGAUGAGAACGGCCAAAGUUUACAAAGAUCUUGGGCUAGAUGAGGCAACGAGGCUUGAAGCGAAAAUUGCAGAAAUGGAAAUAGCUAUCGGGGAGAACCCUAUCCUACUAGACGGCCUAGCUCAGAGCGACCCUAAAGCUUGUGGCCCUGGAGCUGAGCCAGGGGCCUUCCUACGUCAACUCGUCAGAUUUUUCGAAGAAUCCAUGGUUGCGACACUGGAGUUUAGAAACCCAUCUGCUUUAAAGGAUUCAUAUAGGCGCAGGGAUCUGUCUCCUUGCAUAAUGGACUGA
This is a messenger RNA of Trichoderma gamsii, 594 nucleotides long. RefSeq lists its product as hypothetical. The record is from RefSeq and is a predicted model, not a curated record. The transcript has a single exon. Lineage: Eukaryota; Fungi; Ascomycota; Sordariomycetes; Hypocreales; Hypocreaceae. Bases 1 to 594 code for a protein of 197 amino acids. Gene Ontology annotation, molecular function: protein binding.